GAACAGGGAAAACGAAACCUGUCUCAUCAGCAGCCUUGGACCACUGGGUGUGUCUUCAACAAGAGUGGAUUUUUUUUUCAGGACUGGAAAGAACAGAGAAAAAGGAAACUUAUAUAAUUGACGGCCGUGCAUCUCUAGAUUCGGGUUGUGUUUGGAACCUCUGUUGGACCACAUGGCAUUGUCUGGAACAGGCACAUUUGUGACUUCCCUUGUCUGUAAGAUAACAGCUUCAACAGCUAUGGCCAAGGCUGGAGGUGGAGUCUCGGGGACCAUUCUAGCUGGCUCCCAGGGGCUCACCCUGUUAGCCCAGACUGCCCUGGGCUCUGGAGCACCUGUGCUUGGAUCUGCAUUCGGAGCACUGAAGGCUGGAAGCAUCCUGUCAGGGGGCCCUGCCUAUGUCUUGGCUGUUUGUCCCACUGGAGCCAAGGCUGCUGCUGCUGUGCUCGGGGGAGCCAUGACCGUAGCUGCUGUGCCCCCCGUGCUGGGUGCUGUGGGCUUCACUGGGACAGGAAUUGCUGCCUCCUCUCUAGCAGCUAAGAUGAUGUCCUUGUCAGCUAUUGCUAAUGGGGGUGGAGUCGCGGCUGGUAGCCUGGUGGCCACUCUGCAGUCAGUGGGAGCUGCAGGACUCUCCGUGUCAUCUAAAGUCCUCUUAGGCUCUGCAGCAUCUGCCCUGGUGGCCAGUGUGAUGGGCAUCUCUCAGAGUUCCAGACCUUCUCUCCUCAGAGAAGAGGACAUGAAAAGAGAGGGGACCGGUGCCAGCUUGUCCAACCUAGAGAAUGGUCAGUUAACCCCAGGGGACAAUCUGCCAUCCUGGAAUGUACAGGAUCUACCCUUGGGACAUCAUAAUGGCAUCUCUAAGAGUUCUGUCCUUUCACUCCUCACAGAAGAGGACAGGGAAACAGAGGAGACAUCCCAAGCUUCUCCAACCCAGAGAGUGAUCACUUAACCUCAGGGAAUGACCUGUCCUCUUGGGAUCUACAGGAUCUUCUCUUCUGGAUAGUGUAAUGGCAUCUAUGUGAGAUCCAGUUCUUCUCUGUUUAGAGAACAGGGAAAAAGAGGUAACACCUCCUUGCUUGGUCAACCUAGAGAGGGAUCAGUUAACCCCAGGAGAUGAUCUUCCAGUGGCAGAUGCCUAAUUGGAAAUAAGAAAUAAAACCAAGUUGUUGACA
Messenger RNA from Arvicola amphibius (Eurasian water vole), 1169 nucleotides. RefSeq names its product interferon alpha-inducible protein 27-like protein 2B. Bases 173 to 946 code for a protein of 257 amino acids. The record is from RefSeq and is a predicted model, not a curated record. The transcript has 6 exons. Gene Ontology annotation, biological process: apoptotic signaling pathway. Lineage: Eukaryota; Metazoa; Chordata; Mammalia; Rodentia; Cricetidae. Gene Ontology annotation, cellular component: mitochondrion; membrane.